This is a messenger RNA of Drosophila serrata, 971 nucleotides long. It is a transcript of the gene Pmm2, whose product is annotated as phosphomannomutase. Gene Ontology annotation, cellular component: cytosol. NCBI's taxonomy places the organism in Eukaryota, Metazoa, Arthropoda, Insecta, Diptera, Drosophilidae. The record is from RefSeq and is a predicted model, not a curated record. Gene Ontology annotation, molecular function: phosphomannomutase activity. Gene Ontology annotation, biological process: protein N-linked glycosylation; mannose metabolic process; GDP-mannose biosynthetic process.
UAUUACUCACAACGGCGUUGCCGCUCACUGGGUUUUUUAUCUGAAAAUCAUACGUGGGCAUAAUUGCUUGGACAAUAAAUACCCCGGCUCGGCAAUUACUCUCAUGAAAGAUGAGCACCGCAACACUGAAACGUGACGAAAUCCUUCUGCUCUUUGACGUGGACGGAACCCUGACGAUGCCAAGGUCAGUGGUGACACCGGAGUUCGAGGAGUUCUUCUACUCAAAGGUGAAGCCCCGGGCGACCAUCGGAAUCGUAGGUGGAUCCGAUCUGGAGAAGAUGUUCGAGCAGCUGAGCGGCCAGAAGAUCCUCAAUGAGUUUGAUUUCAUAUUCCCGGAGAACGGACUCGUUCAGAUUGAGGGCGGCAAGGAGGUGGGCAAGCAGAACAUCAUCAAGCAUCUCGGAGAGAUGACUUUGCAGCGGUUCAUCAACUUUGUGCUACGGUACCUGUCCGAGCUGGAACUGCCCAUCAAGCGGGGAACCUUCAUCGAGUUCCGGAACGGCAUGAUGAACGUCUGUCCCAUUGGACGCCAGUGCUCACGGGAGGAGCGGAAUAUGUUCGCCGCCUACGACAACGAACACAAGAUCCGCGAGAAAAUGAUAAGUGACCUUAAGAAGGAGUUCGCCGAUGUGGAUCUCACGUACUCCAUCGGUGGCCAGAUCAGCUUCGAUGUCUUCCCGCACGGCUGGGACAAAACCUACUGCCUACGACAUAUCGAGGCCCACUACAAGUUCAAGGAAAUCCACUUUUUCGGUGACAAAACGGAGCCGGGCGGCAACGAUUACGAGAUUUACAGCGAUCCUCGCACCAUCAGCCACAGGGUUUAUACACCCAACGAUACGCAGCGCAUCCUUACCGAAAUCCUGGAGUUGUGAGGCUUGAUUGAACGUUCGAAAAGAUUCCAUUUUGUUUAUACAUUUAAGAGAAUUGUUAACCAAAUUUAUAAAAUAGUCAUUUGCAAAAACUUCAAA